AUGCUUAUAAAGUGUAAACGCUUAUAAAUUUGCAUAAUCCUCUUCUCUUACAAACUCGUAUAAUCACAAAUACAAGGUUUAAGUAGAUAUGCAUUAUUGGUUAGGUGAUAGUAAGUUCUUGAUUCACAAUGAGUUGCGAUACAUUUUAAUGCACUUGAGUAUUAAGUAGGGAUUCUUUAUCAACUAAUCAAUAAUGCAUUUCUAGCAACACUCUUUAAGAAAUUUAAGAUAGAGCGUCUAUAAUAAGAAGAGAGAGAUAUGUCUUGCCUUAUUUUGAGAAAUUUUUCAUUUCUCGUAGGACGAUAAAUGAAUUAUAAAAAAUUAGCUAGCUAGAAGUUAUUAAAAUCUCCUUGGUCAUGAAUCUUCAAAAGAUAUUUCAAAUUUCGUAUGAAUUAUAUUGGAUUCGAAAUUCCUCAAGUCUCUCCAUGUCUCACCAAUGGCUCAACUUCGAAAACUUUGUAGGGAGAUUUUUGUGGACCCUAAGUGGGGUAGAGUGGGCCAAGCCCAAAGUCAGUCUGCAUUGGAUCUCAUUACGGGCCGCACUUAUGCCAUCACUUUUCAUCAUACAACGGCUAUUUAGUAUUUUCUCUGUCAUCCCCAUCGGCACAAAUUCAAUAAAAGCUGCUGUAUAGUAACUGUAACAGUCGGAUUCAUCCCUGUCGACGGGCCUCUUCAAGUCGACCGUUGCAACCUUAAAUAAAUCAAAAAUCACUUACGGUUUAGUUUCUCUCUCUUCUCAGCUUUCUCUUUCUAGCUGUAUCUCAAGAAUAAAAGGGCGAAAAAAGUAGGGCAAAAUGACAGUGGCAAGCGCCGCCACAAGCCACUGGAAGAAAGCUGUGAAAAUGGGUCUUUCGCUCUUUCGACGUGGCUUCAAUUCCUCCAAAUGCAAAUCAAUGGCGAAAAUGGCGGUGGCGAGAAUAAAGCUUCUGAGAAACAAGAGAGAAGCAGUUGUAAGGCAAAUGAGACGUGACAUUGCUAUGCUUCUCGAGUCUGGUCAGGACGCCACUGCUCGUGUUCGGGUCGAACAUGUAAUUCGAGAACAGAAUAUUAUGGCUGCAAAUGAGUUCAUUGAGCUUUUCUGCGAAUUAGUGGUGGCCAGACUUUCUGUCAUUGCAAAGCAAAGAGUGUGUCCAGCUGACCUGAAAGAAGGGAUAUCAAGUUUAAUAUUUGCAGCUCCUCGGUGCUCAGAUAUUCCUGAAUUGUUAGCUAUUCGAGAUGUUUUUGAGAAGAAAUAUGGGAAGGAUUUUGUUUCUACAGCCACUGAUUUACGACCAAAUGCUGGGGUUAAUCGCACGCUUAUUGAAAAGCUCUCGAUUAGGUCCCCAACCGGUGAAACAAAAUUGAAAGUUUUGAAGGAAAUAGCAAAAGAAUAUCAGGCUGAUUGGGAUACAACAGAAUCAGAGACAGAACUACUUAAGCCCCCAGAAAAACUUAUAGAAGGACCAAACAACUUUGUAAGUGCCGGUAGCUUACCAUUGAAGUCGAUCCCUGAGAAAUCUCCUGAGCCGAACAUUUCAACACUCAGUGGCUUGAACGAUAAACAGAGCAAUAUCGUGCACUAUGAAAACUCAGCAUCAGCUGCUGAAGCAGCUGCCAAGUUUGCAAAGAAAGCCACUUAUGCUGCUGAAGCAGCUGCCAUUUUGGCCAGCAGAGACAUAAACGUGUCGGGUAAUUCUCGGGUUAUGAGUAAUGGAUCUGUUGUCCAAAAGAGUAUUAUGAAGGACAGUAGUUUUGGGAAUUCACGUAGUCUCGGGGUUGCAGAGUUCGGACCCAAUGAUGUGGAUGCUCAAAAUAUUCAUAGGAGACACAGCUAUAAUAUUCCGUCAGCACAUUCAGAUAUAAAGUACGAUGAAUCAGAUUACGAUGAAGAAAUCGAGAUGGAAGAACCAAAGUUGGCCAAACAAAGUACUAAUAUGGAUAACAGAAAGAUCAGAAGGCACAGUGACAACUAUAGUGCUCCAACUGGACAUUCCAAUAUUAAGUUUGAUGAGUCUGACCGUGAUGAUGAUCAAUACGAGGUGGACGAGUUUAUAAGAGGAACUAAUCUACCAACCAAACUAGGCACCCAGGAACAGUUUCCCGUGAGACGUGUGCAUCCCAAAUUGCCUGACUACGACACACUUGCUGCUCGUUUUGAAGCACAGAAACACCGCAGACCACCAACCUGAAUUCUUUAUAAGUAACUUUUGAAUAUAGCUUUAUGAUUUCUAUGCUUUAUAUACAAUUUGUUAUUCUAAAGAUAUAGUAUAUAUCAGUGUGAAGCUGUGUAGCUGAACACUUUGUAUUAUUUGUUUGUGUUUGAAUUUCCAAUUUUGCA
Messenger RNA from Olea europaea var. sylvestris, 2317 nucleotides. RefSeq names its product IST1-like protein. The record is from RefSeq and is a predicted model, not a curated record. The coding region runs from base 795 to 2168 and encodes 457 amino acids. The transcript has 7 exons. NCBI's taxonomy places the organism in Eukaryota, Viridiplantae, Streptophyta, Magnoliopsida, Lamiales, Oleaceae. Gene Ontology annotation, biological process: protein transport.